AUGCCUGCCAGGAGUGGAAAUAAUAAAACGAAUAAUGCCCGCCAUGCGCGUACGACAUCUUGGUCGAGUGGCUUCCACUUCAUCCAGAAGACCGGCGAAUCCUCCGAAAACGCGCAAGGCCGCCGACGACGCGAGUCCAAUACCUCCCUCGCCAGUGUUGAAGAACGCUCUUCCUCCCAAGAUUCGCUCGACUCGUUCGCCAUCGAUGAUAACAUGUUAAGAAAUACCUCAAUGGAUCUGGGUGGUGACCGCAAAACCCAGCAUAGGAGCCCCCCGACUGUGCGGGAGCCAACUCGCCCCGCGCUCGUAACGUGGAUGUCGCUGCCGCGGAAGGGUCAACUGGGACUGCUGGGCCUCUGUCGUGUCUUUGAUUUCUUGCAGAUUGCGUCGCUACAGGCCUACAUGUUCUACCAGCUCAAGUCGUUCGAUUCGAACCUGUCCGAUUCCGAUGUCGCGACCCAGGCGGGAAUUCUGCAGGGCGCUUUUACUGCUGCUCAGUUUGCGACGGCGAUCCCUUGGGGUCGUGUUGCCGAUGCGGAGUGGGGUGGUCGAAAGUUUGUUCUACUUGUUGGUCUGGUGGGCACCGCGGUGUCUUGUUUGGGAGUCGCAUAUUCGACGUCGUUCGCGCAGGCCGUGUUCUGGCGCUCGUUUGGUGGCGCCAUCAAUGGCACCGUUGGUAUUAUUCGGACUAUGAUUGCGGAGAAUGUGAAAGAGAAGAAAUAUCACUCGCGGGCUUUCUUGAUUCUGCCAAUUGGCUUCAACAUAGCUUCGUUAUUUGGUCCUGUGAUGGGUGGCAUGCUGGCGGAUCCCGUUAAGAGUUACCCCCGCCUCUUUGGUCCCAAUUCUUCCUUUGGAGGCGCGGAUGGAGUGCAAUGGCUCGAGAAGUACCCUUAUGCACUGCCGAUGUUCGCAAACUUCUGUUUCCUCUCUGCAACGGCAGCCUUGGUUGCGUAUGGGUUAGAAGAGACCUUGGCGUCUUGCAAGGGUAAGCCUGGCCUGGGUGUAUUUGCUAAGAGGUUGUUUGCGCGCGGCGCGAAGAAGGUGUUCCCCUCUUCGUUGUCCUCGUACACAAAAAUUCCGCUGCGCGACUACGAAGAGGAUGGGCCUUUGCUGGGCCGCCCCACGGACCACUCGGAAAGCUAUGAACUCGAAGAAAAGGCGCACAAGCCUGCCCGCCUUCGACGCGUGUUACCUUUCCGAAGAAUCUGGACCAAGAACGUGUUGUGCACCCUCGGCGCACAGGCUUUCUUCGACUUCCAAAUGGGUGCUUUCAACAACCUCUGGCUCCUUUUCCUGUCUACUCCCCGCUAUGAUGCCAAUGAUCCUGCGAGCCCCGCCCGAAGCUUGCCAUUCGCUUUCACCGGCGGACUGGGCAUGCUGCCGCAGAGCGUUGGUUUCGCAACCGCCAUUUUGGGUGUAAUUGGCAUGCUCCUCCAGUUUACCAUCUACCCUACUAUCAACGGCCGUCUGGGGACAGCCAGGAGCUACCAAUAUUUCCUCUCCCUCUUCCCGAUUGCAUACUUCAUUGCCCCUUAUAUCUCGCUGGCUCCAUCUACAAUUCCCCCUCCCGGUCAAGCCAACGGCCCCUGGGUUUGGUUCUGGAUCAUUGUCGUCCUAUUCUUCCAGGUCACUGCCCGAACCUUCACUCUUCCCACCUCUAUUAUCCUGCUGAACAACUGCUCGCCACAUCCAUCAGUCCUUGGCACAAUCCACGGAAUUGGUCAGUCAGUCUCGUCAGCCUUCCGUACUAUUGGACCUAUCUUUUCAGGUGCGUGGUAUGGAUAUGGUCUGGAUAUUGGCAUGGUCGGCUUCGCUUGGUGGUUGAUUGCAUUGGUAUCCGUGUUUGGCUGCCUUGCAGCUAUCUUCGUAUAUGAAGGUUCUGGACAUGAGAUUACCCUUCCUGGUGAGGAAGACGAGAUCUGA
Messenger RNA from Penicillium coprophilum, 1923 nucleotides. RefSeq names its product putative MFS transporter. The record is from RefSeq and is a predicted model, not a curated record. Gene Ontology annotation, biological process: transmembrane transport. The transcript has 3 exons. Gene Ontology annotation, molecular function: transmembrane transporter activity. NCBI's taxonomy places the organism in Eukaryota, Fungi, Ascomycota, Eurotiomycetes, Eurotiales, Aspergillaceae. The coding region runs from base 1 to 1923 and encodes 640 amino acids.